GACAUAUCCACAUGACUUUGAUUGAGUCUUCCAAUAUUCUUUCUCUCUGACUUGUGGUUUCCUGAAACCUUCCUCACACUCAAAUGUUUUGUUCUUCUUAGGCACAAUUUCAGAAUUGGUCUUUUAGGGUUAAGAAUUUGGGAUUGUGAAUUGAAAAGCCAUGGACUUCCGAAGAAGAAGGGUUCAAUUUAUUCUCUUUGCUAUCGGAUUAAUCGCUCUUAGUAUGACAGCUGAAAAAUGUCGGGAACUUGUUGGACAAGAAGCUGCAUCAAAGAGUGGACAGUUUACGUUCUUGAACUGCUUUGAUAUGAGUUCAGGAACUUUGGCAUGUGCAGUUAAAGAAGGUGUGAAGCUUUAUUUCUAUAAUAUAAGAUCUAUUCAUGUAGAGAAAGCCCGGAAUGUUGCUAUCGAGAAAGCCUUGCAUGAGGCGUUGGUAAAUAGCAUGCCUGCAAAAGAAGCAGCUAAAGAGGUGCAGAGAGCAGGUGAAAAAGCGGCUAAACUGGCGAGCAGGCAGGCUAAACGUAUCAUAGGACCAAUAGUAGCAGCUGGGUGGGAUUUCUUUGAAGCGCUUUACUUUGGAGGGACUUUAACUGAAGGGUUUUUGCGCGGUUCUGGAACUAUGGUUGGUGCUUACUCAGGAGGGUAUGUGGGUGAGCAGAGAUUUGGUAGAUUCGGUUACCUUGUGGGAAGUACCUUGGGGAAUUGGGUUGGUGCACGGGUUGGACUGAUGGUUUAUGAUGUUGUGAAUGGGGUAAACUUCUUCCUAGAGUCUUCUCAAUCUGGAGAAAUUUAUAAGGGUCAGUCUACAUAUGAAAGUCCUGCGGAUCAGUCUACAUUUGAAAGUCCUAAGGAUCAGUCUACAUCUGAAAGUCCUGAGGAUCAGUCUACAUAUGAAAGUCCUCAGGAUCGGUCUACAUAUGAAAGUCUCGAGGAUCAGUCUACAUAUGAAAGUCCUGAGGACCGGUCUAUAUAUGAAACUUCUGAGGACCAGUCUACAUAUGAAAGUCCUGAAAAUCAGUCUACAUAUGAAACUUCAAGUGACGAGCUCUAGAUGCUUCAUGAGUAAAAGGAUUUCUGGAUUGAAAAUGACCUAAGAAACUUUUGAAGACAAGUCAGAAAGGAAUUGGAAAGCUUUAGAAGAUUUCGGAAUAUUUCUUUCCGAUAUAUUUGACAUAUUUGUAUAGACUAAAAGAGUUUCGACAAGAUCAAUUUGUUGAUGGAUGCCCAAAAUAUUUAAGUUAAAUUUGUUUUAUUGUACAAAUCGGUUGUUUCAAAUUAGUUUUUACUUUUUAUGUUGGU
Arabidopsis lyrata subsp. lyrata is the source of this 1299-nucleotide messenger RNA. RefSeq lists its product as uncharacterized. The record is from RefSeq and is a predicted model, not a curated record. The transcript is spliced from 2 exons. Bases 161 to 1051 code for a protein of 296 amino acids. Lineage: Eukaryota; Viridiplantae; Streptophyta; Magnoliopsida; Brassicales; Brassicaceae.